AAACAAAAAUAAACGCAUAAAUAAAUAAAUAAAUAAGAGCUUAAAUGCCCAUAGGCAGAAGAACAGAGAACAGAGAGCAGAGAGAGCUUCUGCAACACUUUUGUCAUCUCCUCGUCAUCUGAAACAACAAACUUCCUCGACCCUUUUGACUCUGUUGUUGAAUUUGGAGAGAGAAAAACACAAAGCAAAACAAGAGAGAGAAAGAUUUAGAGAGAGAGAGAGAGAGAGAGAGAGAGAGUUUUAUCUGCAUGAAACAGAAGAGUCUUAUUUAAGUCUGAAAAAAAAAAAUCAUUUGCAAAAAAUGAAGUACAUUCGGACCAACAGCUUGAAGAGGCUCUUCUCGCUAAAACGACGUAGUUUGGAAGACCAAGAACAACCCAAAGACGACAAUAAUAUUAUCGAAACCCUCGAGAAUCAUAUGGAAAUAUCAGAACCAUUUCAGAAACCCAUUUGGAAAUGCUUCUCCUUCAAAGAAAUCUCCCUCGCCACCAAUGGCUUCACCCCAGAGAAUUUGGUCGGAAAAGGUGGCUACGCGGAGGUUUACAGAGGAGUUCUGAGCAGCGGCGAAGAAAUCGCCGUGAAAAGGCUGACGAAAACCAGCUCCGACGAGAGGAAAGAGAAGGAUUUCUUGACGGAGAUCGGGACGGUCGGACAUGUCCGUCACCGUAACGUCUUGUCGCUCCUCGGCUGUUGCAUUGACAAUGGGCUUUACCUCGUUUUUCAGUUCUCUUCCAGAGGCUCUGUUGCUUCUCUCUUCCAUGAUGAGAAUUUGAGGCCAAUGGAGUGGAAAAUGAGGUAUAAGAUAGCUGUUGGGACAGCAAGAGGACUUAAUUACUUGCACAAGGGUUGUCAGAGAAGGAUAAUUCAUAGGGACAUUAAGUCUUCCAAUAUUCUUUUGACUGCAGAUUUUGAACCAUUGAUAUCUGAUUUUGGACUUGCUAAAUGGCUUCCAUCUCAGUGGACUCACCAUUCAAUUGCCCCUAUAGAAGGGACAUUUGGGCAUUUAGCUCCUGAGUACUACAUGCAUGGGAUUGUGGAUGAGAAAACAGAUGUUUUUGCUUUUGGUGUUUUUCUUCUGGAGAUCAUUUCUGGCAGAAAGCCAGUGGAUGCGUCUCACCAGAGCUUACACAGCUGGGCCAAACCAAUAUUGAAACAAGGAGAAAUAGAAAAGCUGAUAGAUCCAAAACUUGGAGGGGCCUAUGAUGCUAGUCAGCUGAAAAGACUUGCCUUUGCAGCCUCUCUUUGCAUCCGGGCAGCCCCAAAAUGGCGGCCUACCAUCACCAAGGUAUUGGAGGUGAUGGAAGAAGGGGAAAUCGAGGAAGAAAAAUGGAAAAUGCCGGAGGAAGAAGAAGAAGAUCAGGAUGAGUUUUGGGGUUUUGAGGAUCUAGAAUAUGAAUGUGACAGUUCCUUCUCAAUCUCACCACAAGAUUCCAUUUCAACAAGAAGUUCUUAAAAAAAAAAAAAAA
Molecule: messenger RNA, 1466 nt
Organism: Morus notabilis
Lineage: Eukaryota; Viridiplantae; Streptophyta; Magnoliopsida; Rosales; Moraceae
Product: probable receptor-like serine/threonine-protein kinase At5g57670
Exons: 7
Coding region: 302-1453 (383 amino acids)
Biological process (GO): protein phosphorylation
Molecular function (GO): ATP binding; protein kinase activity
Source: RefSeq, a predicted model, not a curated record